GUCGUGUCCCUAGGUACUCCAUUAGAAGUGCAAGUUAUAAGUAAUAAAAGUUCAUGUUCCACAUAUUUAUAUCUGUGUAUAUAAACAAUUACAAACUAUUUCAUACGUAGUACAACAUAGGGAUUAAAAAAACAAUUACAGACUAUUUCAUUUUUGAAUCUCGAUCUGAUUUUUGAGGAUUGUUUCAAGGCCUGAUUCCACAGAAAACUCAAGAAACGAAGAAAUUGGAGUUCGUGGGUACUGUUCAUAGCAGAUUCUAUUUCUUCAGAUUUCUCAAGAUCUUGUUGGUCAAAUUAGUUUCUGAAGCCAGAUUGGAGCUCGCCUUGUUCAUACGAAGCUAAGGAAUCCUCUUUUGACUCCUACAAGCUAAUAUCCAAGUUUUCCCCAAAUUCUAGGGUACUGUAGCUCGCACGCAGGGCAGUUUCCUGUUUUAUUUUUUUCUGGAAUUCGUGUUCAUUUGCUGAAAGAAAUAAUUAUACUGUGUGAAUCUCCUUGCUAAGGAGAACAUUCUGUGAAUUUUUCCUAUUUUUCCGAGUUGUUUGAAAAAACCGAGUUACUGUUCAUCUUCCCCAAAGCUGGAAACACAGGCUCCUACAGUAAUUCCUGCGCACCAGACUACUUAGGAAUUUUUUCUGAACUCUGUACUAGUCCGUUUGCCAAACGGAUUUCACUAGCCUGCUCCAUAUUACUAGGGGUAUCAUGGAGAGUAUUCUUGGAAUUUUCUGAGCAUGUUCAACUGAGGCCCGAACUGUUCACCAUCUUCCCCAAUGACGAGGAAAAAUAAACAGUCUCGUACCCCUCCGUUGAAAGACCAGCAGUUUGAGGAGAAAUUCAAGAAGCUUCAAGCUAGGCAAUUGGAGCUUGAACUUAAGAAGAAAGAAGAUGGAACUACCAAGAAGAUGUUACCUCCUUAUGUUGCUAAAGUGGCUCCUAAAAUGACUAUCAAUCCGGUAGUUCCACUUUUAGGGGAAACUGCUUCUUCUAAUGCCGAGCCCUCAAAGGCGUUUUCCUUUGAACAACCGGUUGUCUCUACAGGUGCUCCUGAUGCCAAUGAGUUACCUAGCUCAAAUAUUCAUGUCCUGGAUGGUGUUGAUGGCUUGGAUGGUGUUGAUGGCAUUGUGGGUAAAGAAGUUGAAAGCCAUGGUUCAGAUGAUAUAUCUUCUAGCUACAAAGAGGACCAUGGAGAGCAUGAGGAACCUGGGGUAAAGAAGCCGUGGGUCAACCUCUUUCAUGACAAUAGGGUCCCUUUCUCAUGGGAUGAAGCUAGACUACGUGGAACCAAAAGGCGAUAUUGUGGACUUCUCAAACCGUAAGCUCCCCACUCUCAUUGAGAUUUGGGGCUUUUGUUUGGUUGUUUUUUUUGCAGGUAGGUUCCCGGCCAUGCGCGCUAUACAAGCACUCACUCUCAAAUGGGGUGUGCAUUGCAAGUUCAAAUCACAUGAUAAGGGUUGGGUGAUUUUUCACUUUCAAAGUGAAGAAGACCGCACUAAAGUUCUUGUGGAGGGACCUUAUUCUCUUUAUGGAAAGGCCCUUUUCCUAAAGGUUUUGUCCGAAGACUUUGAGGUACAUUGUGACACCCCGAAAAAUUUAAAUAAAAUAAAUAAAUUUUACUAGUCAGAUAAAAUAUUAUGAAAGUCACAUUUUAAUAAUUAAGUGUAUCAGAUAAAUAAUAACAAUUGUGAUAACAUUAAUCAAAUAAAAAUGUUUCAACAAUAAAAGUGACAUGUUAUAAUAAUAAUUAUAUUGAUCAUAUAAGACUUUGACUUAAAUAACAAAAGUGACAUUUUUGUAACAAGUGGUAACUAUACAUAUAACAUAAAUAAUACUCCCUCCGUUCUUUAAUAUAAGUCCUCUUAGGCUUUGGCACGGGUUUUAAGAGGAAAAUAGUAGGGGUAGCGUAAAAGGUGUAAUGAGUAGUGGGUAAAUGAAAAAGUAGGAAAGAGAAAGGGGUAAUGGUAAUAAAAGUGGGGGUAUAAAGGUAUAUUUAAAGUAAAAACUUUCCUUAAAUGGAAAGGAGGACAAAUAAAAAAAAACGUCCCAAAAAAAAAUCAAGGACUUUUACUAAAGAACAGAGGGAGUACAAGUGACCUUUUAGCAAUUUUAAUUCAAAAGUAUGGAUUAAUAUGUGUACAAAAAUAUACUACUACACGUACUAAAUACCACACAAAAUAAUAAUGUUGACUUUUCUAAUUUGAUAAUAAUACUCCAUAGAUAAGUUCAAAACCAUCACAAGGAUUACGCCUGCCCAUUUACAUAUUAAGUAAUAAAAUAUGAAAUAUACAAAUAUAGGUGUGGUGCAUAAUAAUGAGUAGGUGAUAAUGUAUAGCAAUAAUACAGGAGAAGGAUACAAAGGAAAUCGAUGUACAUAGACAUGGGCAUGAUCGGAUGAGGCCAAAAAAAAAAUUACAGAAGUUUGAUUAGCUAAGCAUUUACACAUCCGGUUACAAAUUCACAUGGGUGAUCGAAUAAGUUGAAUCAAAAGCGUCGGUGCAAUAUACUCGACCUCUUUAAACAAUAAUUGACUAAAACGUCAUAUGGCUGAAAUUAAAGUAUAGCUUCCUGAUGACUCCUAUAUAUACAUGCGUCUUAUACCCAUUGACAUGCAAAGAAAAUAAAAACAAAAGAAAGAGAGGAAGAGAGUGAGAGUGAGGGUGUGAGUCGGCCGUCGCAAGGAAGAGAGGAAGUUCGCCGGCGAAAGGACCUCGGCGGCAUUGCCGCUCCUUGCCGGAGAAAAAGACCUGGUUGUACGCCGGACUAGUUCACGCCAGAGGAAGUGGAGAAGCUAGAGUUUCUGCCACAGGACCUGACUGCUGCCGCUGAACGUCACAGCAACCCCCCAACCAGUCACCGUGGAGGAGGAGCUCGCCGGAGUGGAAACUCGUCUGCCGGACGGAAGAAGGAAGCUGCCGGCCGCCUGCCACAGUACGACAUCGUUAUUUUCGCCGGAGUCCGCUGAAACUUCUGUGCGGAGGAGGAGGACAUCAUAUUGUCGCUCGUAUUGUCGCUACUCCCUGCAUCGCCAGAACUGUUUUUGCGGAGAAGAUGACGAAGCAAGGUGAUUUUGGUGAAGAUCGAGGUAGAAGCUUCGGUUAGGAUUUACUGCAACUCGAGGUAAGUACUAUGUCAACCAAAUUUCAUGCUUUUCCCAUAUAAAUUUAUUUGUGACUAGUUAUUUGAGAUCAUUUGAGUAUAUGAUAGUUAAUGAGAUUUUACGUAGCAAUUGUGAUUGUGAAUUAUAUAUAUUUGAGAUUUGAAUAUUUUAUAUUGGGUGAUAUUUUGAGCAUUUGAAUUUUCAUAUGAAUUGUUCUUGGAUUGAGAUUUGAGAUUUGAGCUAUUUAUGAAGUAUCCUAUAUUUUGGACUAUUUGUGGUAUAUUUGAGUAUGAUGAGUUGGAGUUAAUAGUUUCGUUAUGAAUAAUUUGGUGGAAUUUGGAUUUCAUAUCCAUUUUGGUUGAGAUUUUGAUAUUGGAACUUUGAGAUUGAAUUAUGAUUUGUGAGUACUCGGAGAAAUGUGGAUUUGGUGAGUGGUAAUGGCUAUAAGUCUAAUUCCACCAGGGAUCUCCCAAAAGUGGAGUAUCCCAGCUUAUUUGUAGUAGUCGGUAGAAAAAUCCCGACUACUCGGACUUUUUACUACCCGGAGAGCUUGGAAUCUCUUUUAGGGGGUGUGCACACUUAAGGUAGGAGUUCGGCUUCCAUUGGAUUUGGUUGAGUUUGAAUGAUUGAACUUGAGAUGAUUUGGAUUAUUUGGUUGGACUUGAUGGAGAUGAAUUGAACUACAUUAUAUUGGAGUAUUUGAGUGGGUUAUAUUUGUUUGGAUUGGAUUGAAUUUGAUGUGGUUGAGAUUAUUAAAUUAUUUGUAGAUUUUCAAAGUAAUACUUAUUAAUUUAAUUUGAUAUGGUUAUGUUGAAUAUUGUGUUGGAACAUAUUGUUUUGUUGAUGACAAACAACUAGUGUUAUUUUUAGUCUAUAAGUGAUUGCAGGAAAGGAAGAUAAACCAUAGACCUUAACCCGGAAAUAUCUACAACGGACAUAUAUGUUUUGUUGAUAACUAACCUUGCAGGUGGAACUAAUACAGAAUCAUUUCUAGUUCCUGUUUAAUUUGUGCACUCUUGAAUUAAUAUGAGUGCAUCUACUUGAUUUCCUAUUAAUAUGCUUUCCUUAUGUGAGUGCUCAUAUUUGUCAAGAAUAUUAUUUUGAACAAUAAUAUCUUCUUUGCAUGACCAUUAUAUGAUAUACGUAAUUUGCAUAUGAGUGCCUAUUUGAGUGCUUAUUCUCUUUCCAUACUUGACUUGACAUCCACUCAUUUAAAUAUAGUUUAAUACUUUAUGGAAAGUAUUUUUACUUGCUAUAUUAUGAGUGCAUGGUUUAUAUGAGGAUGUUGACCAUAGCAUUUUGUAUAUUUAAUUUGAUCAUUAAAGUAGCUUGACUUGCAAAUGAUUGCAUAAAUAUUCUCAUAUCCGUAACUUGCUAUGUACUCCCUUUUGGUUUGAAAAAGUUAUCUUUAGUGGAGAUAUUAAAUAAAUAUUUGUUAAAGGAAAGAUACUUUAGAAUAAAUUGCAUGGUUCGAAAGUUGACUGAGCAUAUCUAUAUUUGCUAAGUAAUUGAUUGCAUGAAUAUCUUACUGCCAUGGGACUUUGAUACAUAAUUAAAUAUUGAUCGUUGCAUGCUUGUGUGUGAUAAGCAAAUAUUUUAUUUCCUUGUGCAUGAUGAUAUGUUAUCUUAAUGAUCCUGAGUUAAUUGGGGCAUUAAGUUCGAAUAAGAAGGAACCACAUGGAAGGAAAGCAAUUCAAAAAUAUCAAGGCAAGUCCAUUAAUUUACCAAGUAACCAACUAAGGAAAGAGGAGCCAAUGGACGUCUUGCAUGAGGCUAUAUAUAUCGAGACUCAAGAUGAAUAAGUGUGGCUGGACCGAGAUAGACAUUGAGAGAUAUAUUCAUAAAAGAAUUACUGAAGCUCAAGGCACCUGAAACUGCUCACUCGGAGUUCUAGAUAUAGUUUCUUCUUUCCCUUCUUCGUAUUGUAAUGGGGUUUUGAGGAUUGGCUAAGAGCAGCCUCCUCGGGUUGAUUUGUGUGAGUGAGAGCUUUGUUGUAAAGCUGAGAGACUCUCUACCCGCAAGGUAGAGAAGCGUAACUCUUCCUAGAGAGGAUAGAGUUGGGGUGGCUCAAGGGUAGACUAGGAGAGUUUCCCUUGUAAUCAUUCAAAGGCUAUUUAGUGAAGUUGUUAAAAUUCCUCCGAGGGAGGUCGAGGUUUUUUAAUCCCUUUGAGCCAAGGGAUUUUUCCUCGUUAAAUCCUUGUGCACUUUACUAUUUCGCAACUCCCAUCUCCCCACACUAGAACUGUGCGAAAAACUGCCACGGUUCCACACACACACAAUUCACCCCCCCUCUUGUGUUGCUAACCGUUUUCAUCAAUUGGUAUCAGAGCCGGUCUUCACCACAUAGAGGUUAAUACCUUGGGAAGAGAUCCGGCAAAAUGAACACGGUUGACCGUCUUGAAGAAGGUUAUUCGACCGUACGACCUCCAAUGUUCAAUGGCCAGUUCUAUCAAUUUUGGAAAAGCCGAAUGGAGAACUUUAUCAAAGCCGAUAAUUAUCAGGUAUGGAAUGUGAUAGAAGGUGGCGACAACGUCAUCACAAAGCUAAACGGCGAAGGUAAAAUUGUUCCUAAACCUAAAGCUGAAUUUACUACUAAUGAUUAUCAAAAACUCGAGCAUAAUGCCCAAGCUCUUAAAUACUUGAUUUGUGGUCUUGGUCCUGCUGAACACAACCGAGUUCUAGGAUGUAAGACUGCAAAACAAAUGUGGGAUUUGCUCGAGGUUACUCAUGAAGGUACCUCACGUGUAAAAAAAUCUAAAAUUGACAUAUUUAUGCGUAAUUACGAAUUAUUCGUAAUGAAGCCCGGAGAGUCAAUUAAGGAUAUGAUUACACGUUUUACUAAUAUCAUCAAUGAGCUUUCAGCCCUUGGAAGAGAAAUUACAGUGGAAGAUCAAGUAAGAAAAAUUUUAAGAAGUCUGCCCCAAGUAUGGAAGCCUAAGACCACGGCUAUUGAAGAAGCAAAGGAUCUAUCCACCAUGACGCUUGAAGACUUGACUGGAUCACUCUUGACAUAUGAACUAGGUCUUCAAGAAGAACAAGAUGCCGAGAGUGCAAGGCGAGAGAGAGGAAUUGCUCUAAAAGCUCAAGAAGAGGAGGAAGAAUCCGAAAGUGAAUUGGAAGAUGAGAUGAGCAUAUUUGCUAGACAAUUCGGGAAGAUGUACCGACGGUUCAAGAACAACCGGAACAAACAAGGUAAAAAUAACUUUCAAUCUUUUAAUAACCAAGGCUGUUUUGUUUGUGGUUCCCUUGAGCACAGGGCUAAAGACUGUUCACAAAAGAAAAAUGACCGGAUCUACGACAAGAACAAGUCCAGUUCUAACCGGAGGUCCAGCAAAGACAAAGGGUUCAAAAGAGAUCUCAAAAGGGCAAUGAUGGCAGCCUGGGGAGACUCAUCCGAUGACGAAGAAGAGGAGGGUGAUAAGAACUCUAACCAUACAGGUCUAUGUCUUAUGGCACACUCCGACGAGGAAUCCGACCAAGAGAGCUUCGAGGUAAACUUUGAAAUUUUUCUAUCUAAGUUUGACUCUCUAUCCAAAACCAAAGCCCGGAAAAUUUUCAAAAGAUUGACUAUUGAGCUUAAUCAAAACAUUUCUGAAAAUGAUCAUCUUAAAUCACAAAUCACUGAGCUUGAGUAUAAACUCGAGGAAGCCACGAGAGCCAAGAUAAGGCUUGAAACAAAAGUGGGAGAGUUAAUAGAUGAAAGGCUUAAGUACAGUGAAGUGGUUUUAGAACAAGAUCAAAUCAUUUGCUCUCUUAAGCUCGAUAGUAUGAACAAACAAGUUAAUCAUGAUGAAAAACUUCUCUCAAAAAUUCCGAGCGUUGGUACUUUGAUUGAUCAUCUUCAUCGUCUUGUUGCCGAGUGUACAGAUUUUAAAAAUAGACCGGAAUCUCAAGCAUAUAGUGCGACGAACAAUACCAGGUCUAGACCUUAUUCUGGAACUGGUCCCCCUCGGCACAAUAAGAAGGAAAACGAGACUGCUGGUCUCGGUUAUAUUCCAAGGAACACUCAACCUAAUAAAAAACCUGAUUUUCAGAACCGAUCCUUUAAUGGAAAUAGAACCAGAGGACAACCCAGUUCUAGACCAUAUCAACAACCACCUAGAACUGGACCAAACUGGUUCGAUAGACUGGUUCAGAGGCACAAAAACGGUUAUGGACAAACGCCAAACCGAACUUUUCAUAAGAAAACAAGAGGCUUUUAUGGUAAAUGGAAACCUAAAUACGUUGAUACUUAUGACAACCGAGUUUGCAUGCAUUGUGGCAAAAUCGGGCAUCUUCGGUAUCAAUGUCACUCUCGACAAAAGACCUUAGAAAGAUGUUUUGACUAUGUUCGAUAUCCAUCCUCAAACAAAUACAAAAUGGAACCCAAGCAAGUCUGGGUUCCACGUGCUAACCCAUGAUUCAGGAACAGCGCCAAGUGAGGGGGAACAAUCACUGGUUCCUUGACAGUGGUUGUUCUAAGCACAUGAAUGAAGACUCAUCUUUAUUCCUCUCACUUCGGCCAUUUAAUGGUGGGAAGGUGAUAUUUGGAGACAACGGCAAAGGAGAAAUUGUAGCCGUGGGAAAAAUCAGAAAAUCACCCAGCCAUUUAAUUGAUUUUUUUUUCAAGGUUAUAAGUUCAAUUUGCUAAGUAUCUUUCAAUUCUGUGAUGGAGGUAACAAUGUUAUUUUUAAUAAAGAAUAUGUGCUUAUAAUUAUUGAUGAUUUCUCAAAAUAUAAUUGGACUAUCUUUCUUGCUAGUAAGAAAGAUACUUUUAAUGAGUUUGUUAUUUCUGUAAGGAAAGUUGAGCAUCAAAUAGGGCAACAAUUAAUUAAGAUCUGUUCGGAUCAUGGGACCGAAUUUGACAAUACGCUCUUUGAUACAUUCUGCCAAGAACGAGGAUUAGACCACAACUUCUCCGCUCCUAGAACGCCUCAACAAAAUGGGCUGGUAGAACGGAAGAGUAGAACACUGAAGGAUAUGACUACAACUAUGUUAAUCUCUAGUGAUCUAGCAAAGAAUUUACGGGCAGAAGCUCUAAACAUGGAGAUUGCACCAAUUCCAUGAGCAAGGGGGAACUAAUCAUGAAACCAACUGCCGUAAGGAGAUAGGAGCAGGAACUGAUGAUAAUGUACUAAGAACUGAGGAUAUCCACUGCCAACCAGACUGAAGAACAGGCAGAUCCAGUUCCAGACGACUCACAUGAAAUUGAAGACCAUUCAAAUGCUCCUAGAGGACGGAAACUUCAUCGAUCACAUCCUUUGGAUAACCUCUUGACUACCUAAAUCAGGGAGUAACUACUAGAUCUAAAAUUAGAAAUUUUGUGCUUUCAUUGCUUAUUUAUCACUUAUUUAACCGGAGAACCAUGAAGUGGACCUCUCCGAACUGACUAGGUUCUAGCCAUGCAGGAAGAACUAAAUCAGUUUGAGAGAAAUAAAGUAUGACAUCUAGAGCCGAGACCCAAGAACAAGACCAUGAUAGGUCUCAAAUGGGUAUUCAAGAACAAGCCUUGAUUUUUAAAGCUAUUUAUUGUUUUGUUGUUGACAAAAGGGGGAAUAAUAUGUGCCCUAUGUGUUCUGUGCUCGAUACUUUGUGCUUAUUCAUUAUGAAACUAACUUUAGGGCACCAAGUGUUUGUCAUCAACAAAAAGGGGGAAUUUGUUGGAACAUAUUGUUUUGUUGAUGACAAACAACUAGUGUUAUUUUUAGUCUAUAAGUGAUUGCAGGAAAGGAAGAUAAACCAUAGACCUUAACCCGGAAAUAUCUACAACGGACAUAUAUGUUUUGUUGAUAACUAACCUUGCAGGUGGAACUAAUACAGAAUCAUUUCUAGUUCCUGUUUAAUUUGUGCACUCUUGAAUUAAUAUGAGUGCAUCUACUUGAUUUCCUAUUAAUAUGCUUUCCUUAUGUGAGUGCUCAUAUUUGUCAAGAAUAUUAUUUUGAACAAUAAUAUCUUCUUUGCAUGACCAUUAUAUGAUAUACGUAAUUUGCAUAUGAGUGCCUAUUUGAGUGCUUAUUCUCUUUCCAUACUUGACUUGACAUCCACUCAUUUAAAUAUAGUUUAAUACUUUAUGGAAAGUAUUUUUACUUGCUAUAUUAUGAGUGCAUGGUUUAUAUGAGGAUGUUGACCAUAGCAUUUUGUAUAUUUAAUUUGAUCAUUAAAGUAGCUUGACUUGCAAAUGAUUGCAUAAAUAUUCUCAUAUCCGUAACUUGCUAUGUACUCCCUUUUGGUUUGAAAAAGUUAUCUUUAGUGGAGAUAUUAAAUAAAUAUUUGUUAAAGGAAAGAUACUUUAGAAUAAAUUGCAUGGUUCGAAAGUUGACUGAGCAUAUCUAUAUUUGCUAAGUAAUUGAUUGCAUGAAUAUCUUACUGCCAUGGGACUUUGAUACAUAAUUAAAUAUUGAUCGUUGCAUGCUUGUGUGUGAUAAGCAAAUAUUUUAUUUCCUUGUGCAUGAUGAUAUGUUAUCUUAAUGAUCCUGAGUUAAUUGGGGCAUUAAGUUCGAAUAAGAAGGAACCACAUGGAAGGAAAGCAAUUCAAAAAUAUCAAGGCAAGUCCAUUAAUUUACCAAGUAACCAACUAAGGAAAGAGGAGCCAAUGGACGUCUUGCAUGAGGCUAUAUAUAUCGAGACUCAAGAUGAAUAAGUGUGGCUGGACCGAGAUAGACAUUGAGAGAUAUAUUCAUAAAAGAAUUACUGAAGCUCAAGGCACCUGAAACUGCUCACUCGGAGUUCUAGAUAUAGUUUCUUCUUUCCCUUCUUCGUAUUGUAAUGGGGUUUUGAGGAUUGGCUAAGAGCAGCCUCCUCGGGUUGAUUUGUGUGAGUGAGAGCUUUGUUGUAAAGCUGAGAGGCUCUCUACCCGCAAGGUAGAGAAGCGUAACUCUUCCUAGAGAGGAUAGAGUUGGGGUGGCUCAAGGGUAGACUAGGAGAGUUUCCCUUGUAAUCAUUCAAAGGCUAUUUAGUGAAGUUGUUAAAAUUCCUCCGAGGGAGGUCGAGGUUUUUUAAUCCCUUUGAGCCAAGGGAUUUUUCCUCGUUAAAUCCUUGUGCACUUUACUAUUUCGCAACUCCCAUCUCCCCACACUAGAACUGUGCGAAAAACUGCCACGGUUCCACACACACACAAUUCACCCCCCCUCUUGUGUUGCUAACCGUUUUCAUCAUAUUGAUUAUGAGAAUUUGGAAGUAUUUUGAGAUGAAUAUUUGGGCUUUACAUAUGAUUUAUGUUUUGGAAUAUAAUUACGAGGAUUUUGGUGGUUUAUGUAUAUUGACCUUUUAGAAUUAUUAUGAUUUGGAAUAUUAUUAUUUUACAUGUGAUUUUGUGAUGAGAAGUUUGUAUAAAAUGUUUCAUGAGGUUUCCUCCCAAAUGUUUUCACAAAAUGAUAUAUAUGUAUCAAACAUGAUUAUUUCCAGCUAAUUUUUGUUUCUUCGUGUUUUUCUUUCUAUACUUUAUUUGUGCAGGAAUUGAGGAUCAUAUUGAAGUUGAUUUCGAGAGCUUCCGCUAGAACACAUAGACUAAAGUGAUUGAGUAAUUUAUUUUAGUCUUAAUCUUAAAGAAUUGUAGUUGAACAGUUAAUUAUGGAAAAAUUUUAACAUGUUGGUGGUGGAUAGCCUGUGCACUCGGUUAUGUGAGAGCCGAGUGUGGCGGUAACGCCCCAGUUUCCCUUUGAAUUUUCCGCUGCAAGACUCUUAUGUUUUCGAAUAAAUCAUUAUUUACUUUGAAUAAAUCAUUAUUCAAAUGUAUUUUUGGGUGGGAAAUUUGGGGGUGUUACAUACAUGAUGCGGAAUUCCUAAAGGUACCAAUUUGGAUAAAAUUUUCGGGACUCUCGGUUAGGCUAUGGAACAAGGAGGAGAUGAGCAAGCUUGCCUCGAGGGUGGGACUGCCCAUCAUUGCGGACAAGGUCACUCAAGACAAAGCUAGGCCUAACUUUGCUAGAGUGCUUGUGGAGAUUGAUGUUUCAAAGCCGCCUAUCUUGGAGAUACCUAUGAUGCUCCCUUCGGGCAAGGUAAGGAACCAAUUUGUUAUUUAUGAAACUUUUCCUAACUUUUGUUGUCAUUGCAAGGUUUAAGGUCAUCAUCACUUCACAUGUAAAACAACAACAAUGAAGGAUAUUGUUGACCAACCAAAAGGUGGGAAUGAACUUGUGGUCUUUGACAAGGAGGGGGAUAAAGGUGGUAGGGCACUCAAGGCUCCAAAGCUUCAAAAGUGGGUGCAAAAGAAAAAAACUCAGUUCAAAGCUCUUAAUCCGAAGGUGCAACCUAAAGGGAGGCAGCCCGUGGCUAAGCAGGGGACUGCCCAGUCGCAACCAGUGGGCCCACAUCCAAAGGAAGGCCUCAAAAUUGCUCCUAAGUUGUCUGUUACUUCAAAGGAGCCCCAGGUACUUGCCCACAAACUCAUUGCCGCUCCCAGUACCUCUCUUGGACCCUCUGUACAAACUGUCAGGCCCUCAAAAGAUGCUGCCAAAGAUAGCUUGACAGUCAACAUGCUACCUAUUGUUCUACUGUCAAAGAACUCUCCUAAACCGACGCAUCAUGGGAAGGGUUCUAGGCUGAGAACUAAUCAAAUGACAAUCACAAAGAAUAGGUUUGGCAAGGAUGUGUGUGAGGAUCUACCGCCGGGUGAAUUAGUUUAUAGCAUGUAUGAGAUGCAUUACAAGGACAUUGUUACCGGAGUCUUUACGGAUGAAAAAGGAAAGAGAUUUGCCACUAUCAUUCAACCGGAGGAACUUCCAAAAUGGGAAACGGUGAUCAAAGUGGGUGUCGAUUACAAACCAGUCACCAAUGAGGAUGCACCGAGUGUUUAUUUCACUCAUAGUGGCAUUAUGAAUCUUCUGGGGGUUACCCGAAACCUCACAUGGUGUGGUUUCGAUCCCAAGCUUUUUCCUUCUAAUGUCUUUUCUUUUUUUGAUCAAAACUCCAAGGAGAACAGGAGGUAUUACAAGGAAAAGAUUCGUUGGGAACGUCGAAUACUCAAAGGAAAAGCAAAAGAGGGGGUAAACUCAAGUGAUGAGUCCUCGUCCUAUGAUGAUUUUUCAUGUUAAAGUUGCUCACUUGGAAUGUGCGAGGUUUGAAUAAACCUUCCAAGCAUAAAUUUAUUACUAGUUUUAUUAAAUUAAAUUGUGUGAAUCUUUGAUGUUUCUUGGAAACGAAAAUGACAAAAGAUAGUUUUAAUAAUUUUGUUUCUAAUAAAUGGCCCGGUUGGCUUUUAGAAACUAAUUUUGAUAAAAUUAAUGGUGGCCGAAUGGCAAUUAUGUGGAAUCCGUGUUUUUUAGAUUGUGUUGUUAUUGCGGUGCAUGAACAAUAUUUUCAUAUUAGGUGUGUGUGCCGAACAACACAAAUGUGUUUUCAAGUGACGUUUGUGUAUGCAUUGUAUACCGUGUUGGAGCGUCGAGCGUUAUGGGAUGAAGUUGCUAUACUAGGUGACCAAAUUAGGGAGCCUUGGCUUAUAGCAGGUGACUUUAAUUGCAUUUGCGCUCCAAAUGAAGGGGUUGGGCCGAGCCCCCCUACGGCCUACAUGAUGAAGGAUUUGUUUGAUUUUAAAAUUAGAGCUAGUCUUGAGGAUGCCCCAUCCACGGGAGAGUUUUUUACGUGGAAUAGGGGUGCCCUUCGGGCUAAACUUGACCGUGUUCUUUUAAACGAUGUUUGGGGGCAACUUGAUAUUAGUUGUAAGGCCCAUUUCCAGGAAAUGGAGGUUGAGUUUGAUCAUACGGCUUCCGUUGUAUCAAUACUCAAUAAUUCCUCUCUUAGGCCGAAACCCUUUAAAUUUUUUAACAUGUGGAUUAAGCACAAGGACUUUACUAAUAUUGUUGUACAAGGUUGGAGUCAAUUUUUUCAGGGUACAUCUCAAUAUUCAAUUGUGAGAAAGCUUAAAAGAGAACAUUGGAUUAUGGCAAUAUAUCAUUGAAAGCAAAGAGAGCUAAGGAGGACUUUAAAAUAUUAAACAAAUUGUGGCUUGAGUUGCCUCUUGACGAUGGACUCAAAUUGCAAGUGACUGAGGCUAGGAAACGUGCUACGUUUUUGGGAGAGGCCGAGACAAGCUUCUACCAACAAAAAGCCAAGGCCACACAUAUUCUUGAAGCAGACAAUGGCACAAGAUACUUUCAUGCUAUGGUCAAGAGAAAUGUUACUCGUAAUGCUAUAUCUUCUAUUUCGUUAGACGACGGUAGCCUCACCACUUCGUUGGAUCAAGUGGGUGAUGAAUUUGUAAAAUUUUUUGUGGAUUUGUUUGGCACUAGCUCGGUGAACCGUGGCCUUGACCCAUUGGUCUUAGGCACCGGCCCUUUGAUUGAACCAAGUGUUCAUGAUGGCCUACUUGCUCCAAUAACAAAUAAGGAAAUUAAAGAUACCUUGUUUGAUAUUGGAGAUGACAAGGCACCGGGGCCGGACGGUUUUACCUCGGCCUUCUUUAAGGCUAAUUGGAAUUUGGUUGGGGAUGACAUAGUCCAAGCAACAAAGGAGUUUUUCGGACGGGUAAGCUGCUUAAACAGAUUAAUCAUACUGUCAUAGCACUUAUCCCUAAGACUAAUCACUCCCCUAAGGUUUCGGACUAUAGACCCAUUUCUUGCACGAAUGUUUUAUAUAAGAUUAUCACAAAAAUUAUUGCGGCUAGAUUAACCCCAUGCCUCUCGGGGUUGGUUAAUCAAGCCCAAGGAGCGUUUGUGGAUGGCCGCCUAAUGUUUGAUAACAUUUUCCUUGCCCAGGAACUUGUUAGAGGAAGCGAAUCUCACCAAGGUGCAUGAUUAUGGUAGAUUUGUGUAAGGCCUACGACACGAUUUCUUGGGACUUUCUCGAAAAAGUCCUUGGGGGUUUGGGUUUUCCUCGUUUUGUUGCAUGGAUUAUGGAGUGUGUAUCUACGGCCUCAUUCUUGGUUUCCUUGAAUGGGUCGUUGUACGGUUUUUUUAAAGACAAACGGGGUAUAAGGCAAGGGGAUCCAAUGUCCCCUUUGCUAUUUGUACUGUGUCUUGAGUAUUUUUCCCGAUUACUCACCUUGAGGGAAAAAGGGAAUAAUUUCAAUUUCCACCCGCAAUGCUCUUCUUUGGGCAUCACACAUUUGGCCUAUGCGGAUGACCUUAUGCUCUUCUCGAGAGGUGACAAGUAUUCUAUAGAAAUAUUGGUCAACGCUUUCAAAGAGUUUGGGGAUGCAUCGGGCCUUCGGGUGAACCACGAUAAAUCUAAGAUUUUUGUUGGUGGGGUGAGAGACUUUGAGCUUCAAAAUAUUUUGGACUUGGUUGACUAUGGGCAAGGAACAUUCCUGGUAAGGUACCUUGGAAUUCCUCUUGCCCCUCUUAAGAUCUCGGUUGCACAAUAUACGCCCUUACUUGAUACGGUAAAUGAUUUUUUGAAAGCAUGGAAUACGAAAACAUUAUCCUAUGCCGGGAAAAUCGAGCUAAUACGACCGGUGAUCCAAGGGGUCCAAUCGUUUUGGCUCCAAAUUUUUCCGGUUCCCCAAACCAUUUUGGACAGGAUAGUGUCCAUUUGUAGAAUUUUUUGUGGGGGGGCAAGUUUGCGAAAGUAGCUUGGGACGACAUUUGUCUCCCAAAAGAGGAAGGCGGGCUCGGCAUACACAAUGCUAAGACCUGGAAUGAUAGCCUCCUUUCGCGCACUCUUUGGGACGUACACAAAAAGAAGGACACCUUGUGGGUCCGUUGGGUGAAUGGCGUUUACCUUCGGGGUGAAAGUGUGUGGGAGUUUAUCCCACAUGGCCGGGACUCGCAACUUAUGAAGAGGUUGGGCCUAAUUCGAGACAAAAUUCGAGGGUGUUUUAAUAAUUCAAAUGAAACCAUCAUGGGACUAAAUGCUAGGUGCAUCAAUGGGAAAUUAAUUUCCGGCAAGGUUUACGAACUCCUUAGAGUUAAGGGGAACCUGAGGACUCCAAUGAGUUUCAUUUGGAAAUCAUAUAUCCCUCCAAAAUUCUCAUUCAACGUUUGGUUGGCAUUGAGAAACAGGCUUCCUACCAAGGAUAACCUCGGUUACCUACAUAUAGUUAAUAGGUGUGACUUAUGCAAGGGUGGAUUGGAGACAAUUCCACACCUAUUUUUCCAAUGUCCAUUUUCUUGCAGGGUAUGGGAUAGAAUUAAAGCAUGGAUUGGACUCGGGCAUCACAUGACUACGCUCCUAAGUGCAAUCAAGUGGAUCACCAAGACGCACAAAGGAGCAACCUUGAAAGCCAAGACUGGGCGGCUUGCAUUAUGUGUCGUGGCCUACUACAUUUGGCAAGCGCGAAAUGAGGCGAGAUUUGAUGAAGGGAAGAAGACGAAAGAUGACGUGGUUGCUAAGAUCAAGCAUGUGGUCUACAAGAUACUGUCCAGUAUCUACCCACAUGACUGGAUCAACUUUUGAAGUGGAGCUAAGGACUUUUUGGGAAGCUACGGCUUAGCCUCUAUAUAUACCGGAUUUGUGUGCGUGCACCUUGUAGCACCAUUAUAGUUUUGAUUUUUGACUUAUUGGCCGCAUAUUUUUGCGUAUAGGUCGAGAUUGACUUAGACUAGACUAUUAGCCUUUUCUCACCCUUUCCUUUUCUCACGAAAUAGGAGGGGGAGGGGGGCUUUUGAUUUUUGGACACAUUGUACUUGUUAAAUUUUGCUUGGGUGGUAAUAUAAUUUACAUUUAAAAAAAAGGAGUAAAGGAAAAUAAAAAUUAAAACAAA
Molecule: messenger RNA, 15707 nt
Organism: Cuscuta epithymum
Lineage: Eukaryota; Viridiplantae; Streptophyta; Magnoliopsida; Solanales; Convolvulaceae
Source: the annotation of a GenBank genome assembly